Plasmodium cynomolgi strain B is the source of this 738-nucleotide messenger RNA. RefSeq lists its product as hypothetical. Gene Ontology annotation, cellular component: membrane. The coding region runs from base 1 to 738 and encodes 245 amino acids. The transcript has 6 exons. The record is from RefSeq and is a predicted model, not a curated record. Gene Ontology annotation, molecular function: palmitoyl-(protein) hydrolase activity. NCBI's taxonomy places the organism in Eukaryota, Apicomplexa, Aconoidasida, Haemosporida, Plasmodiidae.
AUGGUGGUGAAAACGGGCCCCCCAAAAUGGCCUCCAAUUGGCCUCAAAAUGGUCUCCAAAUGGCCUCAAAAUGGUCUCCAAAAGGCCACCAAAUGGCCACCAAAUGAGAAAACUGCGAAUGUCGCUUGCGACGCGUUCCACGUAACUUUCCACGCGCCAUCUCGCAACGAAAGGGCCUGCGGAACGAACGAAGGAACUCCGUCUGAGGAGCAGUUUUACAAGGAUGCCCUGGUGCCCCUCAACUACUUGAAGCAGAAACAUACCAAGCAAUUGUUCAUUUUCGGAAACUCUAUGGGAGGCGCAGUGGCCCUCGAAACGGCAUCGAGGCACCAAAAGGACAUUUACGGUGUGAUCGUAGAAAACCCAUUUCUCAGCAUUAAGAAAAUGUCGGAGCAGAAUUACCCCUUUUUAAAUUUCUUCCUCUUGAGUUUUGAAAUUUUGAUUAGAAGCAAAAUGGACAAUACAGAGAAAAUAAAAAGAAUACACGUCCCUCUGUUGAUUAACACAUCGGAAAGGGACGAAAUGGUCCCCCCUGAACACUCGAGGAUAUUAUUUGAGCUCUGCCCGAGCAAGUACAAGUUUAGGUACAUCUCGAAGAAAGGGACGCACAACAACAUAAUAAAGGUCGACGACGGUUCGUAUCACGCUUCGUUAAAGAAGUUCGUCCAGACAGCAAUCAAUAUACGUGAGAGGAAUGCAGAACCACAGGCAGUGCCACCCCUCCCAGCAGCGGCGUAG